GCGGCGGCGGCGGCGGCGCGGCAGUGGGCCGGCCGCGGAGGGGGAGGAGCGGGAGCUGAGCGAGGCGGGCGGGCGGGCGGAGGAUGGGGCCGUGCCCGGGCUCCCGCUGCAGCCGCCCGGGGACACGCCGUGCACCCUCCGGCUCGGGGCUCUCGCGGCGGCAUCUGUGGCAGCGUUAGCGGCGGCGGCGAGAGCGGCGUUCCCGGCGCUUCCUGGCCGUGCUUCUCCCUUCAGGCUGGGCGAAGAGAGGAGGCAGCGGCGGCGGCGGCACACCGGCGUCUCUCCCGCUGGAGAUUUCUUUCUGCUUUCCUCGUCGACUGACUGACUGGCCCCCCUCCCUUUUUUUGAGGAAGGGUGACCUCUUCUUUGGGACUGGAAAAAAUAUUUUUUUGAGGUGGGGGGAGGUGGGUGGCAGCAUCAGGGACUGCUUCUUCUCUUCUUUCAUCUCCCUUUCCUUCCCCCUCCGAGCCCGAAAAGCAAACCCCACAACUGCUCCAGCAUCCUCCUUCCCUUCCUCCACCGCUUCCAGUUGCGCCCUCUCCCCUCCUAAUUAUUUCAUUAUUAUGCUCCCCUCUCUGGGGGGUCUCGUCCCUGUCGGGUCGCUCGGAAGCCUUGGCCUCCCCUGGAUGCAUUUCUUAAAAAUUUUGGAGCCAGGGAGUGAGUUUUCUCUGAGGCGUGUGUGAGAGGCGGCGGGGGUGUUUUCCUGCGCGAGGGGCGGGUGAAGUUCAUUGCCCCCACUUUUCCCGCGACCUUUUUCGGACCGGAUUUGGAGUCGCGGGGGGCGGGCAGGCGUUUUCGGGGGGCGGGGGGCGCGGCGGAGAAUGGCCGCGGGGAGGGCUCCCCGGAGCCUCCCAGUCUCUUGAUCAAAGCAUUCCGCUAUUCUGAUUUAUUGCCUGCUUGGUGAGUUAUUUUUUUUUUUUUUCCCCUCUAAAGGAGACCUGUGUGUUCAGCCAUUACUUUGCUCGGCGCUGCUCACGGGAAUCUCCGACCCUCGGUGCUGUGGGCAGCCCCGCACUUGGGCUCCUCGCCUCUCGCCCUCGCUCCCGUCCCUCCUCCCUCUCUCCGCCCCUUCCCCCUUUUCUUUCUCCUCUCUUUCUUCCCCUCUCUCCCUUCUUUCGGCCGCCGUCUCCCCCGCGCCCUCCUCGGGGCGGAGGGAAGCCGAGAAGGGGGAGGGAGAGGUUGGUGUCAAUUUUUUUGUGCGGCCGCGGCCGGAGCCUGUGGCGGGCAGGCGGCGAGCGGGGAGACCCCGGCGCGGCAGAGCCAUGGAUGGCCCGACGCGGGGCCAUGGACUCCGCAAAAAGCGGCGGUCGCGGUCACAGCGAGACCGGGAGAGGCGCUCCCGGGGCGGGCUGGGGGCCGGCGCGGCCGGCGGCGGCGGGGCCGGCCGGACCCGGGCGCCCUCGCUCGCCUCGUCGUCGGGCUCCGACAAGGAAGACAAUGGGAAGCCCCCGUCCUCCGCCCCGUCCCGGCCCAGACCCCCGCGGAGGAAGCGGAGAGAGUCCACCUCGGCCGAAGAGGACAUCAUUGAUGGAUUUGCCAUGACCAGCUUUGUCACUUUUGAAGCGCUGGAGAAAGAUGUAGCACUUAAGCCUCAGGAACGCGUGGAGAAACGCCAGACCCCUCUGACCAAGAAGAAACGAGAAGCACUUACCAACGGCCUGUCCUUUCACUCCAAGAAGAGCCGACUCAGCCACCCGCACCACUACAGCUCAGACCGAGAAAAUGACCGCAACCUCUGCCAGCACCUCGGGAAGAGAAAGAAAAUGCCGAAGGGGCUCAGACAGCUCAGGCCGGGGCGGAACAGCUGCAGGGACAGCGCCAGUGAGAGCGCCAGUGGGGAAUCCAAAGGCUUCCACAGGAGCAGCUCCCGGGACAGGCUCAGCGACAGUUCAGCUCCUUCCAGCUUGGGAACAGGCUACUUCUGUGACAGCGACAGUGACCAGGAAGAGAAGGCCUCAGAUGCCAGCUCUGAAAAACUCUUCAAUACUGUUAUAAACAAAGAUCCGGAGCUCGGCGUCGGCGCGCUACCCCACCACGACGGCCACGAUGCGGGGCCCAUUGUCCCCAAGGUAUCGGGUCUAGAGCGGAGCCAGGAGAAGAGCCAGGACUGUGGCAAAGAGCCCCUGUUCGAGCCCGUGGUGCUGAAGGACGCGCGCCCUCAGGUCCCGCCGCCGCCGCCCCAGCCCCAGGCGGAGCCCCAGCCCCGAGCGCCGUCUCCGGACCCCGCGUCGGGGCCGCGCGCCGAGCCCCCGCCGCCGCCCCCACGCCCCGGCGCGCAGCCGCCGCCCGCGCCCCCGGAGGCCUCGCCGCAGCCCGCGCCGCCGCAGGCGCCCCGGCCGCCCCGGCCACAGUCCCCGGGGCCGCUGCCGCCCCAGGCCCUCCCGCCCGCGCAGGCCCACCCCGCCGCCCAGAGCCUCCCCCAGCCGCUGUCCGCCUACAACAGCAGCAGCCUGAGCCUCAACAGCCUCAGAAGACGGAGCAGACAGACCUGGCGAGCCCAGGUCACCAGCUUGCUCGUUUCCAUUGACGUGGCCCCUGUAGGAAGAGUGGCUGGCACAGGCAGUAGCAGAAGCAGCACUCCAGCGAAGACUCAGCCCGCCCCCCCUCACAUCUCCCACCACCCCUCGGCCUCCCCGUUCCCCCUGUCCCUGCCCAACCACAGCCCCCUGCACAGCUUCACGCCCACCCUCCAGCCCCCCGCACACUCACAUCACCCCAAUAUGUUUGCCCCUCCCACUGCUUUGCCUCCUCCACCACCUCUGACAUCUGGGAGUCUGCAGGUGCCCGGACACCCGGCCGGGAGCACUUACUCAGAGCAAGACCUCUUGCGCCAGGAACUGAACACGCGUUUUUUGGCCUCUCAGAGUGCUGACCGCGGGGCCUCCCUGGGCCCCCCGCCCUACCUGCGGACCGAGUUCCACCAGCACCAGCACCAGCACCAGCACACGCACCAGCACACGCACCAGCACACCUUCACGCCCUUCCCCCACGCCCUCCCGCCCACCGCCAUCAUGCCGACGCCGGCCCCGCCCAUGUUUGACAAAUACCCUACAAAAGUUGACCCAUUCUACCGGCACAGUCUCUUCCAUUCUUAUCCUCCGGCUGUAUCGGGCAUCCCCCCUAUGAUUCCGCCCACCGGCCCUUUUGGGUCGCUGCAAGGAGCUUUUCAGCCUAAGACGUCCAACCCAAUCGAUGUCGCCACCCGACCUGGGACGGUCCCACACACUCUUCUCCAAAAGGACCCGAGGUUGACAGAUCCUUUCAGACCUAUGUUAAGGAAACCAGGAAAGUGGUGCGCGAUGCACGUUCACAUUGCCUGGCAGAUCUACCACCACCAACAGAAAGUCAAGAAGCAGAUGCAGUCGGAUCCACACAAGCUGGACUUUGGCCUGAAGCCUGAGUUCCUGAGCCGUCCUCCAGGCCCCAGCCUCUUUGGAGCCAUCCACCACCCCCACGACCUGGCACGGCCUUCAACUUUGUUCUCCGCCGCUGGCGCUGCACACCCACCUGGGACCCCGUUUGGGCCGCCCCCCCAUCAUAGCAACUUUCUGAACCCCGCGGCCCACCUCGAGCCUUUUAAUCGGCCGUCUACGUUCACGGGCCUGGCAGCGGUUGGUGGCAACGCCUUCGGGGGACUUGGAAAUCCUUCAGUUACACCCAACUCAGUGUUCGGCCACAAGGAUGGCCCCAGUGUGCAGAGCUUUAGCAACCCUCACGAGCCCUGGAACCGGCUGCACCGAACGCCUCCGUCGUUCCCGACCCCUCCGCCCUGGCUGAAGCCAGGGGAGCUGGAGCGUAGCGCGUCCGCUGCAGCUCAUGACAGAGAUAGAGAUGUAGAUAAACGAGACUCCUCCGUUAGUAAAGAUGACAAAGAAAGGGAAAGCGUCGAGAAGAGACACUCCAGCCACCCCUCUCCAGCCCCCGUCCUCCCGGUGAGCACCCUGGGACACGGCCGCAGCUCCGGCGAACAGAUCAGGGGGCAUUUGAGCACCGAGGCUCGCGAGAAAGACAAGUGCAAGGACAGGGAGCGGGAGCACUCGGAAUCGCGCAAGGACCUGGGCGCCGACGAGCACAAGGCGAAGGAGGGCCCCCUGGCCGAGAAGGACGGCCACGGCCACGAGGGCCGCGCCGCGGGCGAGGAGGCCAAGCAGCUGGCCCGGGUGCCGUCGCCCUACGCGCGGGCGCCCGCCGCCGACAGCGCCCGGCCGGGCAGCGCCGCCAGCCGGGACGCCGAGCCGCGCAAGGGCGAGCCGGCCUACGAGAACCCCAAGAAGAGCGCCGAGAUCAAGGUCAAGGAGGAGCGCAAGGAGGACCACGACCUGCCCCCCGAGGCCCCUCCGACCCACCGGUCCUCGGAGCCGCCGCCCCCGCCGCCGCCGCCCAGCUCCUCGGCCGGCGUGCACCCGGGGCCCCUGGCCUCCAUGCCCGUGGCCGUGGGGAUGCCCGGGAUCCACCCCAUGAACAGCAUCAGCGGCCUGGACAGGACUCGCAUGAUGACGCCCUUCAUGGGCCUCAGCCCCAUCCCGGGAGGGGAGCGCUUCCCGUACCCUUCCUUCCACUGGGACCCCAUCCGGGACCCCCUAAGGGACCCUUACCGGGACCUGGACAUUCACCGCAGAGACCCGCUGGGCAGGGACUUCCUGCUGAGGAACGACCCUCUGCACCGGCUCUCGGCGCCGCGGCUGUACGAGGCCGACCGCUCCUUCCGGGACCGCGAGCCGCACGACUACAGCCACCACCACCACCACCACCACCACCACCCGCUGGCGGUGGACCCGCGGCGCGAGCACGAGCGCGCGGCGCAGCUGGACGAGCGCGAGCGCCUGCACGCGCUCCGCGAGGACUUCGAGCACCCGCGCCUGCACGCCGUGCACGCCGGCCCCCUGGACGGCCACCUGCCGCCCCCGGGGCUGCUCGCGCCGGGGCUGCCGAGCGUGCACUACCCGCGCAUCAGCCCCUCGGCGGGCCCCCAGAACGGACUGCUCAGCAAGGCGCCGCCGACGGCCGCGCUCAGCGCGCCGCCCCCGCUCAUCUCCACGCUGGGGGGCCGCCCCGUGUCCCCCCGCAGGACUACGCCCCUGUCCGCCGAGAUCAGGGAGCGGCCUCCCUCCCACACGCUGAAGGACAUCGAAGCCCGGUAAGGAGUGGACAGGACGCCCGGCGGGACACAGGGGCCCGCGGCCGCGCCGCGCCGGACUUGCGGGCCUGCCCUCCGCGCGCGCUGGCCAGGCCCGCGUCUCCAGCGCGGGUGGGGAGCCCCCAGCGCUUCCCUGUGUAUAAAAAAAAAAAUGUAUAGACUCGGUGCAGAUUUUGAAAUGUUUUUUGUAUAUUCUCUGUUGAAAUUUUUCAGAUCUUUUAGCUGAUUCAUACGUUCUCACGUCUCCCCACGCUUUUGGUUUGUCAUAUAAAACUUUUUUUGAUUUGAACCAAAACAGUUAAGAUGACAACACACACACCGACGCGGUGAUAAUUGGGGGGUGGGGGGGGGAAGCAGACAAGAGUCCACACUGUCCAUCGUGCAGAGAGCUCUUUGGGGUGAGAAGGGAAGGCCGUGUACAUAGUUAUGUAAAGAAAAAAAGGUGGGGGGGGGCUUGUUGCUUCAUGAGCUAAUGGUUCAUAUAUGCAAAAGGGUAAGAUGAAAGCUUUACUUUGUACAGAUGUAAAUAGAUAAAGAUUAAGUAACAUAAUACAUUAAUACUUCUUAAAAUGUGCUAUUUGCAGACUUAAUAUCAGCGAGCACAGCCAGCUUUGGCUGUGUUCCCCAUGUAUUGUUCUAGACAGCUAAACCCUUCAACUAUGCAAUGAAUGUUAGGGCUUUUCACAAAAGCCCGCCUAACUCAAAGGAGCCUUUUCAAGUCCAUUUACAACAUACUUAAGGUCAUAUUUUCCCUGAACAAGCACUUAACGUGAUAUGACUGUUUUCCUUGCUUGUUUUUUUCAAAUGGAGACUAACACCUGAUUUUGCAAAUUGGACCCCCAGGCUGAAACUUUGCAUCUGAAGUUGCUGCUUGUGGGCCUUGGGUGCAUGUAGGGGUGGGGAGAGGAGAGUACGGCCCUAGAGAGGUAAACCGAGGCCGUGACUGACCAACCAGGGCCAGGGAGGAUGGGAGUGGUCAGAUGCCAAAAUCAGGGAACACAAACAGGCCGCCAGCACCUUGUCACCAUCCGUCACGUGACUUCACACACCCCUCAUGUGGGAACCAUGCGUUUUUUCAGUGCGUCCUGUUUCCUAUCUGUACACCCCUCCUCAUUCUGUAAUGAGAUUCAGUUGCACCCAAACAGAUCCUGAAAGAAAGCUUCGCGUUUUCUCAGAUGAUGGAUAUGUUUUCACUGUAUUCAAUAACUGAUGAAGUUCAGGAGCACGUUCCCUAGCAUGACUUCACCGUGUUCCCGUCGGUAACCAAGUCCAGGAGGAGCCGAAGCAGGUCAGCUUUGUGGGGCCAGGGAGCGUUGCAGAGGGCGGAAGGUGGCAGGCAGAGAGAUGGUCUUGUGUGUGCGUGUGUUUUUGAGUUUUGCAUCAAUCUUACUGUCUCUUCAUGAUACUUUUAUCAUACAGUCAGCCUCUUGUCUACCUAAUUUGGAGAGAAUAUGACUUUACUAGCAGAGAUACAAUAUAUCUUGUCUACUGGACUGUAAAAUAUAUGUAUGAAAUAAAAUUAGUUCCAUUUGGUCUUCUAGUAUAUUAAAGUGCUAUCUGACGUUGUUAUCCUGUUUUUGCAAAAAAAAAAAAAAGUUAACUACAGACCAUUGUUUCUAAUAAGCAGAGAGAUCUAUUUUAGUAGUCAACUGAAGGUUUAGUUGUGAGCUUCAGAUUUUGUGAAUUCCAAAUGUUGUGCAGUGUUUUUGUUUUUUUUUUAAGACAACAACUAAAAAGGACAAAAAAAUAUCCAAGGAAUAUGUACACUGGAACCGUAGUGGUAGCUUUCAGUAUUGUAAAGAGAUUGUUCUAUACAGACCUUUUUGCUGUUCCUCCUGUAUGUAAUAAAGUCCUUUCUAGAUCCUAUGUGAAAAGAAAUGUGGAGCGACUUGAGUCUUCAGCAUGUUCUCAUCGGCGGAGCCUUCUUGUGUUAUGUAAACUGUGCCAUGUUAUUAAAAAAUGUGAACCAA
This is a messenger RNA of Cervus elaphus (red deer), 7107 nucleotides long. RefSeq names its product activator of transcription and developmental regulator AUTS2 (gene AUTS2). Bases 1263 to 5141 code for a protein of 1292 amino acids. The record is from RefSeq and is a predicted model, not a curated record. Lineage: Eukaryota; Metazoa; Chordata; Mammalia; Artiodactyla; Cervidae. The transcript is spliced from 20 exons.